CCGCCUACUUUUCCCCCUCUUAGCGACACAGUGGCUAGCCUCGAGCACGGAGGUCCUACCUUGUCUUCCACAUUCCCUAACAUACGUUAGCUCCUCAGCAUCAAAUUCCAAGGGAUAGCGACGGAUUUUUGACGGGGAAGCAUGGCUCUCAAGGCCCGUAUACCCCCGCUGCUAGUGCUGCUGUUGUGUCUCGUGGCUUCGGCCGCAAGCCCGAGAUCCAAAAGGGCCGUCACGUCGGAGCAGCCUAAGAUGGUGACCGAUCAGGGUCACUUGAUUUUCCAAACGGGAAACAACUACAACAUCACGUUCAAGUCCGGACCGGGGGCAUGGGUCAACUUCCAGGACCCGCAGGACCCCAACGCUGUAGUGGACUCGUCCAGUCUCAUCAACAUGGUCAGACAACACGAUCAAGAUAUAGGAACAGUUCCAAGUGAUAUCUCGAACCAGCUGACCAAUCUGGGAAAUAGUGUAACUACGUUACGACAAGAUGUCACAAACUUGCAACAAAAUCAGGGUUCAACAGACGUAACUCAGCUGCAGUCAAGAUUGACAUCAUUGGAACAGACAGUACAACAAAUACAAGCGUCUGUGAAUACUCUGACAACUAAACUAACAGUGGACGAGUGUUUGAGUAACCCUUGUAGAAAUGGAGGCACCUGUAUGGACAUGUACAACGGCUUCCUGUGCUCAUGCCCAGAACAAUGGCAGGGAUCCACUUGUGAAACUGACUUCAAUGAAUGUCAGUACUGGCAAGGCACAUCGAAAGGCUGUCAAAAUGGUGCAACCUGCACCAACACCCCUGGUGGAUUUCAGUGUACCUGUACUGCAGAGUGGGGCGGUGCAUUGUGUAAUGUCCGUGUUAACGACUGUAGCAGUGGGUCUUCCCAGGACAUCUGUGGGCAUGGCACAUGUGUGGAUAUGGACAGGACACAACCUGGACAGCUUGCCUAUGACUGUAUCUGCGAUGAUGGUUGGAAGAAGAGCGAUGACCCCAACAGCCCAGCCUGUGUGAUUGACAUUGAUGAGUGCACAGAGAACAAUAUUCCACCCUGCUCCCAUGAUCCUCCUGUCCAGUGCAUCAACGUCCCUGGGACAUAUUAUUGUGGACAGUGCCCUGCUGGGUACACUGGCAAUGGGUAUGCCUGUGCUGACUUGAACGAGUGCCUGACCAACAACGGUGGCUGCUCUCAGGCACCUCUGGUGCAGUGCCUGAACACCCCAGGGUCCUUCUUCUGUGGCAACUGUCCUGCAGGUUAUACAGGAGACGGUAGAACCUGUACUAAUGUUGACAUCUGCAGUGUGAACAAUGGUGGCUGUCACCCUCUGGCUACCUGCACAUCCAACCCAGCCAGCGCUGGCAAUGUCAUGCGGCAGUGCCAAUGUCCUACUGGGUUCAUCGGCAGCGGGGUUGGUCCCCAGGGGUGCCGAGCACGCCCCAACCCCUGCAGGCCUAACCCCUGUCAGCACGGCAGGUGUCGGGUCAGGUCCAACAGGAAUACCAACAACGGAUAUCGCUGCAACUGCGAUCCUGGGUUUACGGGCACCAACUGUGACCAGAACAUUGACGAGUGUGCGAGCAACCCGUGCCAAAAUGGCGGCACUUGCAAUGACGGCGUGAAUGGCUACAGUUGCACGUGCACCAGUUCCUUUACUGGUCCCAACUGUGAACAGGCCCAACAAACAUGUGGAGGCAGUCUGUCAGGAGAGUCUGGAUCCUUCACGUUCCCACUCACACCAGGACAGAACUAUCCACAUGGGCUCAGCUGUGCAUGGGUUGUCACUACCACUCCUGGAAAGGUGCUGUAUGUUACCUUCCCAGAGUUCCAUCUUGAGCAAGCCACCAACUGUCAGUACGACUGGGUACAGAUCCACGACGGCGCGUCUGCGUCGGCGUACCAGAUCGGGAAGUACUGCGGCCAGACGGCGCCGGAUCCGAUCACCAGUACACACAACCAGCUGUACUUCUGGUUCCGCUCGGACCAGUCCGUUUCAGGAGACGGCUUCACUGUGGUGUGGCAGUCCCAGGACCCUGUUUGUGGAGGAGACCUUACUAGUGCUGAUCACGGGUCCAUCUCGUCCCCUGGUUACCCCGGUAACUACCCCAUCAACAGAGACUGUGUGUGGCGGAUACAGGUGUCGCUCGGCAACCAGAUUACUUUCGCUUUCGCACACUUCGCGCUGGAGCACCAUGAUACCUGUGCAUAUGAUUUUGUUGAGAUUCUGGAUGGCUUUACCGAGACUGACCCCUCCCUCGGGAAGUGGUGCAGCACCCCCGACACCCUCCCCACCCCCAUCACCACCCAGGGGCCGUUCGCUUACGUACGCUUCCAUUCGGACCAGAGUCUCACCGACUCUGGCUUCCUCAUGACAUACAAUGCUCAACAAAUUGGUGGAGGUUGCGGAGGGUUGUUCACAGAGGAUGAGGGCAUCAUGAUUUCUCCCAACUAUCCCAACGCCUACCCUCACAACCAGGAGUGUAUCUGGGUCAUCCGCGUGCCUGACACAGAGGUCAUCACGCUGACCUUCACAAACAUGGAUGUGGAGGCUCAUGGGAACUGUAUCUGGGACUAUGUGGAGGUAAGAGAUGGUGGGGAUGAGACAGCUCCAUUUGUCGGCAGAUACUGUAACCAGACCAUCCCAGCACCCUUCACUUCCACCACCAAUCAGCUGUUUGUCAAGUUCCGCUCGGAUGCCUCACAGACCGGGUCUGGGUUCAGGGCAACCUGGGCAGUCACUUGUGGUGGAGUCUUCACAGACCCAACAGGCACUCUGCUGUCCCCAUACUUCCCCAAUGCCUACCCACACGAGAAGGACUGUUACUACACCAUCAUGCAGCCCAUUGGAAACACCAUCACUGUCACCUUUGUUACAUUUGAUGUGGAGGACCAGAGCAACUGUCUCUAUGACUACCUGGAUGUGAGGGAUGGAGGUAGUGCUGACUCCCCCCGCCUGGCUCUGCUAUGUGGUACGGCCGUCCCCCCACCCGUUGUCUCCACACAGAACGUUAUGUGGCUCCACUUCCACACAGACGCCUCUGUGGCAAAUAACGGAUUCAGAGCAACAUACGACACAAACCAGGGUGGAUGUGGAGGUACCCUGAAUGAUGACACUGGUGCGUUCACAUCGCCUGGCCACCCGACCAACUACCCGCACGGCGCUCGCUGCGUCUGGUUCAUCGAAGUCGACCCCGGCAAGGUCGUGCGUUUGACCUUCCACACCUUCUCCCUGGAGAAUCACGCCAACUGUAACUACGACUAUGUGGAAGUGUAUGAUAACUCUACUUCCACUGGCACGGGAGGCCUCAUAGGAAGGUAUUGUGGCACAGCCACGCCCCCUGUGGUCACCAGUGCUGAGAACGUGAUGACCGUCAUUUUCCAAUCUGAUGUCAGCAUCGCCAGGGAAGGAUUCACAGCAUCCUAUGUGGCCUUGGAUGCAUCUCUAUUGUGUGGCAAUGCACUGACCACUUCAACUGGUAUCAUCGAAAGUCCGAACUAUCCGGGCAACUAUCCACACAACCGCGAAUGUGAGUGGACGAUCACCGUGCCGACUGGGCAACAGAUUCGGCUCAACUUUACCACCUUCAGCAUCGAGAAUCAUGCUAACUGCAACUAUGAUUACCUGGAAGUGAGAAAUGGUGGAUAUUCCACCUCCCCGCUGAUUGGCACAUACUGCGGCUCUACCAUCGACAACCCCAUCGUAUCCCAUAGCAAUCGCCUCUACCUGAAGUUUGUCACAGACUACUCACUCUCCGGACAAGGCUUCCAAGCAGAGUACGACGGCACAGCCACUGGCUGUGGAGGCACCCUGACCACCCCCACCGGUACUUUCAUCUCUCCCAACUACCCGCUGCCCUACGACCACCAGGGAGAGUGUUACUGGCAGAUCACUGUAGCUGAGGGGUCCGCCAUCUUGUUGACCUUCGUCGACUUUGACCUUGAGAGCCACAGCCGCUGUGUCUAUGACUACGUCAGAGUGUAUGAUGGCCCCGAUGUCCUGGCCCCCCUGAUGGUCAGCCUGUGUGGUACAAACAUCCCCCAGCCCAUCACCAGCUCUACUCACCAACUCACCAUCAAGUUCAGGGCAGACUACUCCGUAGCUGGGAGAGGUUUCCAGGCUGCCUACCACAGCUUGUGUGAUCGUACCAUCACUGGCCAGACCAGCGGAGCCAUAGCCAGCCCCAACUACCCAGAGCCGUACCCACACAACAGGGAGUGUACCUGGAUCAUCCAGACCACACUGGGAAAUGCCAUUAAUGUCUCCUUCACCAACUUUAACAUUGAAGACCACUCCUCUUGCAACUAUGACUACAUCCAGUUCCGUGAUGGCUCGGAUGCAAACUCCCCCGAGAUUGGUACAUACUGUGGCACCACCACACCUGCUGACCUUCGCUCCACUGACAACAGCCUGUGGAUCAAGUUCAAGUCUGAUGCCUCGGUCGCUCGCAACGGCUUCAGAUUCGAAUGGGUGAUGGACGGUUGUGGAGGCAACUUGAAUGGACCUACUGGUGUCCUGAGCAGUCCGAACUACCCCAACCCUUACGAUCACCGCCGCGAGUGCCUCUGGUACAUAACUGUGGACCCAGACAGCAGUAUACAGCUCACGCUGCAUGACUUUGAUGUGGAGAACCAUCCCAACUGUAACUACGAUGUGCUCGAGGUGUAUGGUGGCCCUGACCUGGACUCUCCCCAGCUUUCUAGGAUCUGUCAAAACAAUGACUUUGCUCAGGAAAUGCAACUGUCCAGCACAGGAAACGCCAUGGUGGUCAGAUUCGUGACUGACCAGUCUGUGAGUGGUCGUGGUUUCAACGCCUCAUACACUGCUGUCCAAGGGGGUUGUGGUGGGAACUUCUCUACCCCAAGUGGUAUGAUCCAGUCACCUAACUACCCCAAUGUGUACCCGCACAACUCUGACUGUACCUGGACCAUCACUGUCGAACAGGGAAAGAUCAUCGUCCUGACGUUCGACUCUUUCCUGAUCGAGUCACACUCCUCUUGUAGAUACGAUUUUGUGGCUAUAUACGAUGGCCCAGACCCCAGUAGGAAUGGUUCGCUGAUCGCUAAAGUGUGCGGCAGUACCAUGCCUGACCCCAACACCUUCCGUUCCACGGGCAACCAGAUGUACAUCAGGUUCAGUUCCGAUUCCAGCGUGGCUCGACGAGGCUUCCAUGCUACAUACACCACUGGCUGCGGUGGUCUUCUGAGUGCUGAUACUGAUGGACAGCUGACUUCUCCUAACUAUCCAAGCAACUAUGAGAGUAAUACAAACUGCAGCUGGAUCAUUUAUGCCAGUGGAUUAACUGAACAUGUGACCCUGACCUUCACCCACAUGGACACGGAGGACAACAACGGCGACUGUGGUGAUGAUUAUGUGAUGGUUCAUGAUGGAAACACACAGCAAGCUCCUAUGAUUGGUACAUAUUGUGGUACCCGUAUUCCCGCCCCCAUUACGUCGCUUGGCCAGUACUUGACAGUGACCUUCACCUCGGAUAACUCCAUCCAGAGGAGUGGGUUCAGUGCACUCUACACCAAGUCUAUCUCAUCCUGUGGAGGAAACCUUAUUGCAGAGCAUGGUGCAUUUAACAGUCCAGGGUACCCACAGAACUAUCCUAUCAACACGGAGUGUGUGUGGACCAUCACAGCAUCGCCUGGUAACAGGGUCCAAGUGUCAUUCAGCUUGUUUGACCUGGAAAACCACAACACCUGUACGUAUGAUUACAUCGAGAUCCGCGAGGGAACGGACGACAGCGGCGCGCUGCUGGGACGGUUCUGCGGACAGACGGUACCGGCAAACGUCACCACCGGUCACCAGCUGUGGAUCAAGUUCCGCUCCGACUACUCACUGACAGGCGCUGGCUUCAUGGCACAGUACAGCAUGUUGCACGGUGGUGAUCUGACUGGUCAAGCUGGACAGCUGGCCUCUCCACUCUACCCGCGCCAGUACCCCAACAACGUGGACUACAUCUGGACAAUCUCCGUUGGCUCGGGAAUGCGGGUCCGCGUGGACUUUGUUCAAAUGAACAUGGAGGGUUUCCCUGGUCUGCCGGGGAUACCAGUUACUUGUGCUUUUGAUUGGCUGGAGUUCCGAGAUGGUCCCAACCCCACCUCUCCACUGAUUGGAAACAGGCUGUGCAGCACUGUUCUUCCCUCGACUGUGUACAGCACCGGUAGUAUUGUCCGUGUGGCCUUCCACACCGACUACAGUGUCACAGGCACUGGUUUCCUGUUCACCUGGCUGGCUGAGCCUUAUGUUAGCCCUACUGGUCAACCUGCUACCAUUGCACCAGGGGUGUGUGGCGGUGAUGUAAUAGCCGGCAGCUCCCCCCUCCCACUGGUCUCGCCUGGUUGGCCCAACGGCUACGACCACAACCUGGACUGCACCUGGACGAUCCGCUCGCCAGCCGGCACUCACGUCCGCCUCACCUUCACUGGAAUGAGCCUCGAGGCCCAUGGAACCUGUAACUACGAUGCUGUCACUGUUAUAGAUGGUGAUAACCCCCAGCCCCCUAAAGGUGAGACCAUCAACGACUCCCAACUCGGAAAGUUCUGCGGCCGACCCAACCCACUCCCUGGCCCGCUGGAUUCCUCCCUCAAUGCCAUGGUCGUUCGCUUCACCUCCGACUAUUCAGUUAACAGCACCGGAUUCUCUGCGACAUAUCAAGCUGCGUGUGGCACUGCCAUCAAUGCCGACAGUGGUGCGUUCAUGAGCCCCAACUUCCCUGGCAACUACCCUAACAACCUGGACUGUGGCUGGCCAAUCACUGUGUCCAGCGGUAUGACAAUCAGCCUCACAUUCGACAACACAUUCAACAUCCAAGGAAGUGCUGGGAACUGCGGUGGAGACUAUCUGAUGCUGCUAAACGGAGACCAAGCAGACUCCCCACCACUCCUUCCACCCGGUAACAGCGGAGACGGUAAAUACUGCGGCAGCUCCGCACCAACCAACCUCCCUCAGACCGGCAGCAACCGGCUCUACGCUCGCUUCGUGUCGGACGGAAGUGGAUCGUCCUCUGGUUUCAAGGUCAACUUCCAAGCUCAAGGACAGGCUUGUGGAGGCAGUUUGACUCUCACCAACUCAGUAACAGAAGGGUUCAUCAUGUCCCCUGGUUACCCGGGCAACUACCCUGUCAACAUCGACUGUUUCUGGACCAUCACCGCUCCGUCAGCCAUUCAACUGGACUUUGUGGAGACGUUCUACAUCGAACCUCAUCCAAAUUGCCAGUAUGAUUUCGUACAAGUGUUUGAGGGAGACGCCCUUACCUCGCCUUCCCUGGGGACGUUCUGUGGAACCACCCUUCCCCAGACAGUGCGUACGGUCGGCAACACCAUGAUGGUUCACUUCCGCACGGACACCAGUGUGCAGCAUGCUGGGUUCAAGGCCAAGUACAGCAUUGCCACUUGUGGUGGACGCCUGACCGGUGACUCAGGAACAAUCACGAGCCCCGCCUACCCCAGUAACUACGCAAACAACCUGGACUGUGAGUGGCUCCUGCAGGGCCCCACCGGUCACUACGUCACCUUCACGUUCGCUGACCAGUUCAACGUCCAGGGCUCGUCAGGAAACUGUGGAAGCCAGGACUAUCUGGAGAUCAGGGAUGGCAUCAACUCAACUGCUCCCGCCCUUGGUCAGUACUGUGGUUCCAGUGCUCCGGCCAGUGUGGACACCUCGGACAGCUACGCAUACAUCAGGUUCCGCACGGAUGGCAGCGGUCAGGCACCUGGCUUCAGUAUGACAUGGCAGGCUAGUGUGGAAUCCUGUGGUGGCCAGCUGACCACGCCCACUGGUACGUUUACCUCGCCCAACUUCCCGGGACAGUACCCGCACUCCCGCCGCUGCCUCUGGCAGAUCACGGUACCGCAGGGACGGCGAAUCACGCUGACCUUCAACGCUUUCAACAUCGAGAACCACAGCAGCUGCAGAUAUGACUACAUCGCUGUUUACAAUGGCGUCACCCCCAGCUCCCCCUUCAUGACCAGACUGUGUGGUGAGACCCCUCCCACCCCUGUGGAGUCCACCGGGAACACCAUGACUGUGGUCUUCCAAACGGACGGCUCCGUCAGCAACGGAGGCUUCAGCGCCACUUACUCCUCCAACCAGCUUGCAACUUGUGGUGGGAUCCUGAGCGGUCCUCCCGGAGGCGGCACCAUCACUUCUCCUAACUAUGGCAACGGUAACUAUAGCAACAGCCAGGAGUGCAUCUGGACCAUCAACAACCCCAACCCCAUCAACUCCUCCGUGGUGCUGCAGUUUACUGACUUUGAGCUGGAGACGCACGGAAGUUGUCAGUACGACUUCCUCGAGAUACGUGCAGGUGGAGAUAUGAAUAGUUUCCUCCUGAGUCGCCUGUGUGGUGCAGACACCCCUCCCACCAUCGCCGUGCCCACUAACCAAGUCUGGAUCCAGUUUGUGUCUGACUUCUCAAUAGUCCAUCCUGGCUUCAGUCUCACCUACAGCUUCUCUACCUGUGGUGGUGUUUUGGAUGGCACCAGUGGCACUAUAACCAGCCCCAACUAUCCCAACAACUACGACCACAACGACUUCUGUACAUGGCUCAUCAGGGCUCCAGAAGGACAGACUAUAUCGAUUACAUUCACAGACUUUGCAAUGGAGAACCAUCCCAACUGUGACUUUGACUACCUAACGAUCUACAACGGUGCCAGCGUCACUUCCCCGCAGAUUGGUAGAUACUGCGGAACGGCAAGCCCGCGAUCUUUCACGUCUGGAAGCAGGUAUUUGUUGCUGUACUUCCAGACGGACGUCAGCGCAUCAGCCAGGGGCUUCAGGGCUACCUACACUACGGAUGGUUUGGGAUGUGGAGGUAUCCUCCAUGGCAACACUGGAACCCUCAUGAGUCCCAACUACCCCCAGAACUACCCUCACAACCUGGAGUGUGAGUGGACCAUCAAUGUGGACCCCGGCUACCACGUGUCGCUCAACUUUGAUCCCAACUUCUUCAUCGAAGCUCACAGCGCCUGUGUCUAUGACUACGUCAUGAUUCGAGAUGGCGAGAACGAGAACGGUGACGAUCUCGGUACUUUCUGCGCCAACAACGUCCCGCCACCCGUCCAGUCCACCAGUAACGUCAUGUUCGUGAAGUUCCGCUCGGACUACAGCAGCAGCGGCAUGGGAUUCUCCGCCAACUGGACAGUCGGUUGUGGAGCCACCUUGACAGCUGACUCCGGGUCCAUCAUGUCCCCUGGCUAUCCCACCCAGUAUGACAACAACCUGGACUGUAACUACACCAUCGCACCUUCCGACUCACAGCGAUUCAUCGUCCUGGAGUUUGACACAAAUGUAUUCCAGAUCGAACAGGGCACCAACUGCCGUUGGGACUACGUGUCAGUCAACGAAGGCACCGCAGACAGCCCGGGACAACAGCUGGGUCGUUACUGUGGCGACGACCCGCCCAGCGCACACAGCACCCUGGGUACCAUGUUUGUCCGCUUCUUCACUGACCAGUCUGUGUUGGGCCAAGGCUUCAGGGCAACAUAUACAGUAUCAGAGUGUGGCGGCAGGUUUACAGACCCAUCAGGAGUUAUCGCCAGCCCCACCCACCCUGCAGAGUACCAUAACAACCUGAACUGUACCUACAUCAUGACUGUGGCCGACAACAGGAUCGUGGAACUCAAGUUCUCUCUGUUUGACCUUGAGGCUCACUCCCAGUGUAACUACGACUACCUGGAAGUGCGUGACGGACCCAGCUUUGAUUCCCCGCUGCUCGCCAAGCUUUGUGGUGGCGAGAUUCCCGACACAAUAAGGUCUAGUGGGAACGCCAUGUUCGUGUCAUUCGUCACCGACUACUCCGUAACCGCUGACGGGUUCAGGGCGGUGUAUCGUGAAACCUUUGGCCCAGCCCAAGGCUGCGGUGGAUCUUUGAUAGCCGACAGUGGGACGAUCCAGCCAGUGGACAUCGACAACAACGGUCAGUACGAGAACAACCAGGACUGCACCUGGACAGUCACUGCGGCCGACACCAAAGUCAUCAGCCUCAGCUUCGACUCUUUCGCUCUGGAGGCAGAGAGCCAGUGCAGAUAUGACUACCUACAGAUAAGAGAUGGCCCCAGUGAGCAGGACCCACUGAUUGGUACAUACUGUGGUAGCACCAUCCCGCCUACCUUCAACACUUCCACAAACUUCCUCUGGAUCCGCUUCUACUCCGACCAGAGUGUCACCAACACUGGCUUCGUGGCCAGAUGGCAAGCUGUGGACUCACAAUGUGGAGGGACGUUCAAUGCCACCAGCACCCCUCAAACUCUGACAUCUCCCAACUAUCCCGGCAACUACCCUCACAACCUGAACUGCCGCUGGACCAUCCAGGCGCCAGGUCCCGCCCAGAGGCUCCGGAUCAAGAUCACGGACAUGCAGAUCGAGGCUCAUCCCAACUGUCAGUACGACUACCUGCAGCUGAGGGACUACCCCAUGGAUUCGCAGGGAAAAUCGUUGAAGUUCUGCGACAGCCAAACAAUCGAGUUUGACUCGGUAAAGCCCACCGUACAGAUAAACAUGAGGACGGAUUCGUCCACUGAUACGGUGGGCAGGGGAUUCAAAGGAACUUUUGAAAUAGCCUCUUGUAGUCGCAACAUCACGGCAGAUAACGGCCGAUUGGUCAGCCCUGGUUGGCCAGACAACUAUCCGCACAACUCGGACUGCCGCACCAUCCUGAGGAACCCGGGCAGAUACAUCGCCGUGUACUUCAACGAGUUCUACAUUGAGCCGCACGCCAACUGCAAUUACGACUACCUAGCAUUCUACAAUGGCACGUCGACGUCAGACACACAGCUGGCUAAGUACUGCGGACAGACGAUCCCUGACCCCAUCUUCCCACAAAGCGAUGUCAUCCUGAUGCAGUUUGUCACCGACUCCUCCGUGUCUCACGCUGGCUACGAUCUCACCUUCUCUACUUCAAGAGUAUCCAGUGGUUGUGGAGGAAACUUGAUGGCCACCCAGGGCAGCUUCACCAGUCCAGACUACCCCCAGCCAUACAACCACCAGCAGACCUGCAACUGGCUCAUCAGAGUUGCGGCCGGGCGCGUCAUCACGCUGGUGUGGGACGUGUUUGAGCUGGAGAGCGAGGCCAACUGUAACUACGACUACGUGGAACUUUACAACGGGGCGAACGCACAGGCUCCGCUAGUGGGGAGAUACUGUGGCAAUACAAACCCAGCAGAUUACACGUCUACCACAAAUAUGCUAUAUAUCCGCUUCCGGGCCGACCAGUCCGUCAAUGGAGCUGGCUUCAGAAUCACCUACUCUUCGUAGUGCUGUGCAAUCUGUGUGGAGGGGAAAUGAGGUUACUUCAGACGUUGUUAAAAAAAAUCACCUGACUUUGCCACAAGCCACUGUGUUAUAAACUGCAGUACCUCACCACAGAAGACAUUCAACAGAGCCGAUUCCUUCUAACCAAAUACAUUCCUUGUGACACCUUUUUCCAGCAUUCUAUGACAUUUACGUUCUAUGUUUAAUAGAAGACUAUGCACUAUAGGAAGACCACAUGUAUAUCAGCACAUUGUGAGCUGUUAGUUAGUUAGCUAGUAGGUCAAAGUAGGCUAAAUUGGUCAUUUCCUCCUCUGAUGUGACAACUGCUUUCAAAUUUUUUUUAUUGCAAAUCAAAACAAGAAUAUCUGUGAUAAAUAUGAAGAUGUGGAAUGUUCAAUAAGAUGUUUAGAGAUAAGAUGAGAUCAUAACAGCUUUGUGUGUAUUCAUAUAUUUCACAUAAGUCUACCAGUACUGCCGUAUACAAUGCACACUGUGUAAUGCAUUAAAUACACCCUACAAAAUGCUUAAGAGAUGCAGGUAUAUAUUUCUUUGACAAAAUAUCAUCUUAGAUCUGUAGCAUAAGCUUGCUUUCCUUGCUGAUUUUGGAAAAGUGAAAAUUGAAUUUGCUGCCCAGUACCAAAUGUGUAAGUGCAGAACGUAAUAACAGAUUUAUUGCUAAAGCCAACAAGCUACCCACGUUAAGUAGUGGAUAGUAAGAUUUUAGCUAUGCCCUAUUUGCCAGAGGGUAGCCAUUAUACACAACUGUUCCUGGUUAGUUGUUAAGCUAUCAUGAUGUCUUCCAUAACUACACUUGUAUAUCUGCCUAACUCAAGGCUCUGCUUAUGCUACCAGUACAUUUGGUUAUGCACAGGUCAAGUUCUUACUACAAAUAGUAUUAGCAUCUUAUGUGCAUGUAUGCAUAUGGGUCCUGUUGGUUUUGCUUACAACCACAGCAAGAAGCAACGAGAAUGCAGUUUGCUCUUCUACAU
Messenger RNA from Branchiostoma floridae (Florida lancelet), 12242 nucleotides. RefSeq names its product cubilin-like. The record is from RefSeq and is a predicted model, not a curated record. The transcript is spliced from 71 exons. Gene Ontology annotation, molecular function: calcium ion binding. NCBI's taxonomy places the organism in Eukaryota, Metazoa, Chordata, Leptocardii, Amphioxiformes, Branchiostomatidae. The coding region runs from base 142 to 11256 and encodes 3704 amino acids.